Sus scrofa (pig) is the source of this 1567-nucleotide messenger RNA. Lineage: Eukaryota; Metazoa; Chordata; Mammalia; Artiodactyla; Suidae. The record is from RefSeq and is a predicted model, not a curated record.
UACUUUUUUUCACCAAAGCUGUGUUUAUUUUCUCAGUCCUCAAAUGUUUGUAAUUUUGCAGUGGUUGGUUAGUUGAAAUGGAAAAAGAUACAGCUCAUGACCACCUUUCCUUUCCCCGUCAGCAUUAGCUUUUACCAUAUAAUUUCCUUUUAUCACUUUGGUCAAGAGGAGGGGCAGAAAAUUUUGAGUUGGAGUAUCAUUCAGAGACUACUCAUUUCUGCCUUCUGUCUCACAGCCCCUCACACACCCAAGGGAUCUAGGAUCAGAAAGGCAAACUUCUGUCACCUUUUUGGGUCCACUUUCUCCACCUGCAUCACUGCGUGGCACAGACAUAGAGAUGAAUGACCAGGAAGUGACUUAUUCUAGCCUGACAUUUCUUCCAUCACCUUCAGAGUCACAAAAUAGAUUAAGACCUGGUGGUACUCAAAAGCCUGGCAAGACUGAUGAAAAAGAGUUUUCAGUGCUCUGGCAUCGCAUUGCAGUGAUUCUUGGGAUCCUCUGUUUCCUUCUGUUGGUAACAGUUAUAGUGUUGGGGACAAAGACUUUCCAGUAUAUUCAAGAGAAACAUCAACAGGAGGAAAUUCUACGAAACCUCACACAAAAGUACCACCUUAUGCAAAAUGAGAACUACUUAAAUGAGCAACUUUUGACAAAUAAGACAUUAGAAUAUAGCAUUCUCUACAAUCAGAGAAAGGGAUGUUGCAGAAAAAUGGAUGUAUUUUCAAAGCCUUUGCAAAAUACAGGCCAUCUCAACGAAGGCCACUUGAGCUGUUGGAGAGGAAACUUUUAUUACUUUACCACCAAAAAUCAAGACUGGAGCAAAUGUAAAGAGACCUGCAAAAAUUAUGCUUCAUCUCUUUUGAAGAUAGAUGAUAAUGAUGAAUUGAUUUUCCUUCAGUCCCAGAUUUACCAAAAUUCCUACUGGAUUGGAUUAUUAUUUAAUGAAAUGGAAAGUAAAUGGAAAUGGAUUGACAAUAGCACAUCUUAUGGACUGUAAGUUUCUGGGCUGCAUUCAAACUCUAAUACGGGUGUUGGGUUGGAAAGAGCACAUUUAAAAAGAAUUUUCUGUUACUUUGCAUAGCUUAACUCAUUUUCAAGUAGAGGUCAUUAGUAUGAAUAAGGAGAGUGAUUAAGAAAAUGUUUUAGGAAGUAUAGUUAAAGAGGAAGAGAAGUGUUGUACAGAGUUAUUAUUAAAAAAAAUGUAUGAUUCUCAGAAGUACAUGUUAUGAGGUGUACAAAAGAAAACAAAAUCAUAAGGUAAGAUUGUAUAAAGUAAUUGGGUUAUUCUGACUUAGUCAUAGUGAUCCUUCAUACAACCACAAAUGAGUGUUUUGAGUAUCCCCCAAAUUCAUUUGAAUCUCAUGUAUAUUAUUAUUUUAUAUUAAUUAUAAAUUUAAAGAAAUAUGAGUUCAAGCAUACAAGUGUGCACGCACAUAAACACACACAUACACACAAUUAGUCCUCCUAAUUGUGUAUUUUGUAAACUCUACAUUUAUUAUAAUGUACUGUUAAACAGUUCAUUGCUUUUUAAAAAUCUUAACUGAGAAUCUUAACUGAGAAUCUUUGU